Molecule: messenger RNA, 1449 nt
Organism: Lemur catta (Ring-tailed lemur)
Lineage: Eukaryota; Metazoa; Chordata; Mammalia; Primates; Lemuridae
Gene: CREB3
Product: cAMP responsive element binding protein 3
Exons: 10
Coding region: 191-1309 (372 amino acids)
Biological process (GO): regulation of transcription by RNA polymerase II
Cellular component (GO): nucleus
Molecular function (GO): DNA-binding transcription factor activity, RNA polymerase II-specific; RNA polymerase II cis-regulatory region sequence-specific DNA binding
Source: RefSeq, a predicted model, not a curated record
GCGCGGCCUAGAGGCCACUUCCGAGUUGGAGAGAACUGCAAGUCCCAAAAGGCGGUGGGGCCGGGUGCGUCACUUCUGUUGCGUUGGAGGAUGAGGAGAACUGAGUCUGGGAGACAAGAUCGGCUUGAGAGCUACCGCCAUCCCCUAGCGGGCAAGCCCGGCGGAAGAGGGCCAGUGAUAGAUGUCCUAGAUGGAGCUGGCAUUGGACCCCGAUGACCAGGACCUACUGGACUUCCUGCUAGAGGAAAGCGGAGACUUGUGGACAGCGCCUGACAAGGCCGUGGUGGCUCCACUGGACUGGGAGCUGCCGCUUUCAGAGGGACCGAGCGACGGGGAGGUAGAGGAUUUGCUGAGCUCCCUGCUGUGUUCCCCAGCAUCGUUGAACGUCGUCAGCUUCUCCAACCCCUGUCCUGUCCUCCAUGAUCACACCUACUCUGUCCCACAGAAAUAUGUCUCCAUGGAUCUAGAGAAUGGGAGCUAUCGUAAGGAGGGGGCCCAGAUGACUCCACUGCAUGUGGAGGAGCCGGCAGAGCAGGACACUGCUAAGCUGAUACUGACAGAUGAGGAGAAGAGGCUGUUGGAGAAGGAGGGGCUUACACUACCUGGGACAGGUCCUCUCUCUAAGAUGGAGGAACAACUUUUGAAACGAGUGAGGAGGAAGAUUCGGAACAAAAAGUCUGCUCAAGAGAGCCGCAGGAAGAAGGAGGUGUAUGUUGGAGGUUUAGAGAGCAGGGUCUUGAGAUGCACAGCCCAGAAUCUGGAGCUUCAGAACAAAAUACAGCUCCUGGAGGAACAGAAUUCGUCCCUUCUAGGUCAGCUGAGGAAACUACAGGCCAUGGUGAUUGAGAUGUCAAACAAAACCACCAGCAGCAGCACCUGUGUCUUGGUCCUACUCUUCUCCUUCUGCCUCCUCCUCAUACCUGCUAUGUACUCCUCUGACACAAGGGGGAGCCUGCCAGCUGAGCACAGAGUGUUGUCCCGCCAGCUUCGUGCCCUCCCCAGUGAGGAUGCUCAGCAGCUGGAGCUGCCUGCCCUGCAGUCAGAGGUGCGAAAGGACAGCAAAAACCAGUUCCUGGACAGCUCAGACCAUGUACUCCAGGCUCCUGGCAACUCUUCUUGCCUGCUAUACUGCAUGCCUCUGGCUCCUAAUACAGAGCCUCCCUUGAAGUGGCCAUUGCUUGACCUCUUCUCAGGGUCCCCUCAGCCAGGUCCCAUCCUUCCUUUGCAGGCAAAUCUCACAAGAAAGGAGGGAUGGUUCCCUACCCCCAGCCUCACAUCUGUGAUCCUGCAGGGCAGAUACUCAAGCUAGAUGUGAGGAUAUCGCAGGAUUGCAACAGGAGCCUUUUUCUAUGUCCAAAAAAAGGAGAGAGGGCUAGCCUCAGCUCCUGUGCCCUGUUAGGAAGACUGAGGGCUCAAACACACCACACUUACUGGCUUUUGGGGUCUUUU